This is a messenger RNA of Galdieria sulphuraria, 1055 nucleotides long. Its product is annotated as archaeal ATPase. Bases 144 to 998 code for a protein of 284 amino acids. The transcript has a single exon. Lineage: Eukaryota; Rhodophyta; Bangiophyceae; Galdieriales; Galdieriaceae. The record is from RefSeq and is a predicted model, not a curated record.
AGAGAACCUUUUUGGAGAAGCUGAAAAGGGCUUCAUUGCUUUAUGUGGAUUUGAAGGAGUUGAAGCCAACUCGACCCAUCGAGGAAAAACGCAACCUUGAGUGGGCAGUCUACUAUUUAUUGUACCUAUCAGCUUGUAAUCAGAUGGGUCUACCGUUUAUGAAGCCUGAUGAAGCCUACAGACACAUUCCUCCCUAUCCAAGCUUUCUAAUUCCAGAGCUACGGAAGACUUUGGGCAUUCCUUCCGAUCAAUAUCUUUUGGUGGCAUUUGAUGAAAUUGGUGUCCUUGACGAAAGUCUCGACGAUUUUCAUUUCAAGAGAACCCAUGACGGUAGAGUUCGACCAUACAACGACUUUUUCGGUAUCAUUAGUCAAUUGUGCAAAGAACCCGACUUGUUUUUUAUAGUUGUUGGGAAAAGCAAGGGUUUAAGUAUUAAGAAUUAUGUGGCUUUUGGGCUAUCAAGAGUUAUACUACAUUUUAUCCCUUUAUCACCUUUGGACGCUUCCAGUAUCGUUGAAUUCCUUGAAAAGAGUCUUCUAAAGACACCUACUCAAGUUCCAGUUUGUAAUGUCUUAUGUAGUUCUUCAUUUUCAGUAAAUGAAUUGGCAGAUUCGUUAUUGGAAUGUACAGGUGGAGUUCCUGGUUUGUUGACUCGUGCAGUGAAUAUGCUUUUGAAUUAUGUAAUAGCAAGAAACCAGCCUUUCAUAUCGAAAGAAGAAUGUUUGACGUGUAUGAAUGACUACGAUUUCCGAAGAAUUUGUGCUGAACCAUUUUUGGAACGAAUAUUGAAUUUGGACGAGGAUAGAAAAAGUGUUUUUGAUAUACUUUUGAUGAUGGCACUUUAUCGUAUACCGUUUCAAGUAGAUGACAUAUUGACAUCGGAGUCCUUUUUAUAUGAUGCAGUCACUGAGAUGGGAUUAUAUCGAUAUCCAACGAGCCUUAAGAUGGAUAGAAGAGGACCACUUUUGAACAAUGUACAAACAGAUAAAAGAAAAUAACAAUAGGAAAGUCAACUGACCUCUUGGAAAAUGGUCAGGAAGGGAGUCAAAUUGGCC